AUGGCACGGACGACGAGGUCUAAGGCGGCGGCGACCGCACCGGACGCCGUCACAACAGAGGCCACUACAGCAGACGUCACCACAUCAGCCGUCACGACAAACGGCACUGCGACCAAGCCAGAGACGGAGGAGCCAAAGGAUGACUCAAGAUCAAGGAGCCAACAGCGCCGCGGUCUCAGGCGAAAGCUGUACAAAAAGGCAAAGAGGCACCAAAACACCGAGGAGCUGCACAAGACCAUGGAGUCGGCAGGCACGCCGAUGAGCAAGAAGGAGCGGUCGGCCCUCAGGGCGCAGGCGUACCAGCCGCACAGGGUGAGGGCCAAGGCCACGACCAAGAAGGUGUCGGACCUCGAGAAGCUCGUCAGGAAGCAGCAGGAGGAGAUCAGGGAGCUCAGGAAGCUGGCGGUGGGCGGCAGCAUCCCCAAGCUGCAGCCGCCCGCGAGCCCACCGGCGGAGGGGCCGGAGGUGGACGCGGAGCCGGACUCGUCGCCUGCCAAGAUCAGGGAUCAGCUGUUCGCGGAUGCGGCGCGGUCGUCCGUUGGGGACGGCACGACCGUCCUGGAGGUGGAGGAGGUCGUGACGAGGCCGGCUGGCGACGAAGCUGGUGGGGAGCCGAUGGAGGGCGUGGAGGAGACUACUGUGGUCACCAGUGUUGAGCAGGACGUGGAGUACCCAACCCUGCCGGCCGUGGAGGAGACCACACAAGUGGCCGAGCAGAACAGCGGCGACAAGCAGGAGGAUCAGCCAGAGGCAAUUGAGGAGGCAGCGAGCGCCGCUGCGCCAGAUUCGACACCCAAGCUGGCCGCCGACACGCCGAUCAAGUCGAAGGAGGAGGUCAGGGACUCAAGCGCAGAGGACUCGAACGCCGGCACGCCUCGCAACGUGAGACGAUCUCCCAGGAAAAAGGCGAAGGGGAGGAGCUUUGCCGGUCAUUCCUACGUGGGCUAG
Molecule: messenger RNA, 948 nt
Organism: Diaporthe citri
Lineage: Eukaryota; Fungi; Ascomycota; Sordariomycetes; Diaporthales; Diaporthaceae
Exons: 1
Coding region: 1-948 (315 amino acids)
Source: RefSeq, a predicted model, not a curated record